Messenger RNA from Trichoderma breve, 1800 nucleotides. RefSeq lists its product as uncharacterized. The coding region runs from base 1 to 1800 and encodes 599 amino acids. The transcript is spliced from 4 exons. Lineage: Eukaryota; Fungi; Ascomycota; Sordariomycetes; Hypocreales; Hypocreaceae. The record is from RefSeq and is a predicted model, not a curated record.
AUGGACGACCCAAACGCCUGGCCAGACAUUUAUUCAGCCGCCUUGGAUUGCGAUCUGCUAUUUGACAAGUGCCAGACACAGAUCGCCGAACCAAGGACAAUCGGGCUACUUAACGAAUCUGCUGCCGCCGUUGGCCGUCUUGCGAGAGAUCAUCAGGCCCGGUUUCAGGCUUGGGCAUCAUAUUUAGGCGUCUUUGCCGAAGAAGAUGUUUGCCUUGAUCGUCGCUUAUCCAAAAGCAAGGAUGUUCAGAUAAUGGUAAUUAAUUUGCUUCGCAUUAUCUUUCUCAAUUUGCGAUACUUUUUGCGAACAAUCCAUAUAAGAGACGAUGGUACUCGCAGGAUAGCCCUGAAAAGCGAAACCGAGUUGCAUAUUCAACAGUCGGCCCCAAGCAUUGACAAUUUCGCGGAUGACCUUAGACAAACGCAGGAAUCUAUUGAAGGAGCUAUUGAUCGUCUGCACCGUCUAGGAGUAACCAUCCGACAGUCUUCGACCGCCGGCUUGAUCUCAAGGGUGAGGGCCUUCUCAGCAAAAAGAUCAGAUUCCUCUCUAGAAGAAAUAUCAUUCUUGAUGAUAAAAUUCCUCUACCCAAUAGCGCCAUUGAAUCUUCAGCGCCUUCUCAGCCGGUCCAUCCUAGAACGCCACUUCAAUAUAGAGUAUCGAGGAGAGCACCAACGGCGCUUAGCAGCCCGUCGUAUGCUCGUCUUGGACGAUGAUGAUCAUAAAGAAGAUCAACCUCACGCCGACAAUGGUAGCCAAGAAGUGUUGAGACCGGCCACUAGAAAAGAUUACGUCAAUGAAGCGGCCGAUAUUGUUCGUGACGACUCUGAGAAGGAAACAGAUAUACUUCUUUCAAAGUCGGGAACGAAGCCAUCGACUCUCCAGACACAAGAAUUUGAGCGUAAGGUUAACGAGAAAAAGCCCCUUAAAGCUUUAUCCGCCAUUUCCAAGACAUCUUCGGUACCUAUAGGCGACGUUAAUUAUCCAAAACCACCAAAGCCUCAGGGAGAAUACGACUGGGCUACUUGUUAUUGGUGCUUUGAGUCUUUCCCACACGAUAAGUUCCAGAAUGUAAAAUGGUGGAGGCGCCAUGUCGACCAUGACCUUCGACCUUAUAUUAAACGAAAAAGGCCUACACAGACAAAAGUAAACGUUGGCGUUCAGGAAAAGCGUAGAAAAGUUCACUUUCAUGACGAAGGAGGGAGGAAAAACUUGGGAUUAACCAGUUCAAGCGAAUCGGAAUUGGAUCUGCCAAGUAGCCCGAGUACUGAGUCUGUUUCACCUCAAAUCAAGGAGCGAUUACAACGGAAACAACUAUCAAGACACAUAGCAACGCACCUAAAGGCUCUUUCGUUCGUGUCCCUCCGCCUCAAAGCUUUCCAGGAGCAACUUGAAAUAGGAGAUGAAGAUUUUGAUACGGAAGACGGGCAAGGGGACACAAGCGAAGAUGGCGGACCGAGUGGGCUCGAUACCGAGCUCGACGCGAUGUCUCUCGAUUUCGAGGAUGAUCCGCCCAUUCUAGAACUCAAUAGUGAAAAUUUACCUAUUUUUGAUUUGGUAUCGGUAUUCACAUCGUCACAACAGAUCCCACAACAGAUCCAAGUCUCCGAUCUUGGCCCUCCUGAUCUUGGGAUUGAUGCAAAUGAGAAUGGCGAUUCAGAGCGUAAAGUUUGGGGCCCGCGCUCUUAUGAUUGUUUUGUGAGCAGCCAAGAUAUCGAGGAAAGUCGAAACUCCUUUACAUCAAAAUUAGCAUAUGAAAAUAGCUCCACUGGCGCAACAAUAUGUCUCACAGACCGCCAGUAA